This is a messenger RNA of Eruca vesicaria subsp. sativa (arugula), 768 nucleotides long. The record is from the annotation of a GenBank genome assembly. Lineage: Eukaryota; Viridiplantae; Streptophyta; Magnoliopsida; Brassicales; Brassicaceae.
AUGUACCAUGACAAUCUUGUAUGGAGGAUAAUAGCUUUAGGUGCGAACGAGCGCUGCCUGCCUGUCCUAUUUGUGACUUUAAAUAGCUACGACUCAUAUCAAGCCUUUGUUGACUUCGGGCCAGACGGUUUCAUCUCUCAUGAGACAUUUGGAUGGAUUCCUCAAGAAGCCAAAUUACAAAUGGUUCCCAAUUACUUCAGUGCUUCGGAGUGGACUAUCAUUGCUGAUGUUCUUGGAGCCAAUCCACGGCAUCUGUUUGAGCUUUAUGCCCUUAGGAAAAGUGAUCAUUACCAAAGGUAUAUGUACCCUCUUCUUUUGCAUUCUCUCUUAUUCUAUAUAUCUGCCGAUAUUGUGGAUGCAUACUUGGCAUAUUUACAAGUUGCUGUGGUUAAUCCUGCAAUGGAAAAAGCUUUGUUGCGGCUUCAACGGUAUGCCUCUGAUGUACGAAAGGGAAGCAUUCCGGAUGAAAAAUUACGCUUUAGUGCUGCAUGGAGGCAUCCUCCACGUAGCGAGGAUCCUACUCUCUGCUCCGAGUGGGCUAAAAUUCAGCUGAUGGACUUUGUCCAAGCUCUAGUCAAUACAGAACUCGCGGUAAAUUAUUUGGGUCACUACAGUCUUAAGAUCUUUGAAGAACCUUCUUCUGUGGCAUUGAUCGGGGCUUACCCAAGAGCGAAUGCAGAUGAGUUACUGAAGCUCAACCAAAUAUUGGUGGCAGAGAAUCAUUCGGGAUCGUUAUUACAAGCAUCUAUGCUUGGAUACAGAACAUAG